Anopheles marshallii is the source of this 435-nucleotide messenger RNA. RefSeq names its product general odorant-binding protein 83a-like. The record is from RefSeq and is a predicted model, not a curated record. Bases 1 to 435 code for a protein of 144 amino acids. Gene Ontology annotation, molecular function: odorant binding. Gene Ontology annotation, biological process: sensory perception of smell. Lineage: Eukaryota; Metazoa; Arthropoda; Insecta; Diptera; Culicidae. The transcript is spliced from 3 exons.
AUGAAGCUAAUAACACUCGUUUGCGUCAGUUUAACGUGUUGCACGGUGGUGUUUGCGCAAAGCGCACCUCGCCGAGAUGCGGAAUAUCCACCACCAGAGCUGUUGGAGGCAAUGAAACCAUUGCACGAUAUUUGCAUUGGCAAAACAGGUGUCACAGAGGAAGCGAUCAAGAAGUUCAGCGACGAAGAGAUCCACGAGGACGAGAAGCUCAAAUGCUACAUGAACUGUCUGUUCCACGAGGCCAAGGUGGUCGACGACAACGGUGACGUGCAUCUGGAAAAGCUGCACGAUGCGCUCCCGAACUCGAUGCACGACAUUGCAUUGCACAUGGGCAAACGGUGUCUCUAUCCCGAGGGUGAAAAUUUAUGCGACAAGGCGUUCUGGCUGCACAAGUGCUGGAAGCAAUCAGAUCCUAAGCACUAUUUCCUAGUUUAA